GCAUGUGUUGAGUAACUCUCCUUGUGAAUGUGAGGCUGUUUUUGUGAGCGUUAGGUAUGUCACUGCUGUGGGGGGCUACAUGACAGCUGCUGGACGUCGUUAGUGUUCACGGUUAGAAAGUCUUCUCCGCCUUCCUGAGCUCAUGGCGGCCGCUGCUCAUGUGUCCGCUGUCCGCUCUCUGUACAAAAGAAUCCUGGUGCUGCACCGGUUCCUGCCCAUAGACCUGCGAGCCCUCGGCGACCAGUAUGUGAAAGACGAGUUCAGGAGACAUAAAGCUGCAGCUCCCGAGGAGGUGAAGAACUUCAUGACAGAGUGGGAGAACUACAAGGACACCCUGCAGACUCAGGUACUGGAGUCAGCGGGGGAGCGACUCAGCUCAGUGAAGUUUGGGACCAACCUGUCAGACGGGAAGCUCCGUGACUUCCAGGAUGACCAGAUAGGCCAGCUGUACGAGCUCAUGCUGGAAUCCACCAAACCCAACAGACAGUUUGACAUCCAGGAGGACAGCAAAUGAAGCAGCAAAGCCACAGCGGUGUGCUUGGACAUUGAGAAGGUGCUCUGAUGAAUUCAGGCAGCUUGAAUAUUACCUCUUAGUGCUUCAGAUGCAGAGUGAUGCUCAAAGGCCAAGUAGAGGCUUUUAAGAAUAUUUGAUUAUGUCAAAGUGCUGUGUAAUUCUGUGUUCUUGUGCUUGUCUCUUUUACUAUGACAAUAAAAGAGGUUCCUCAUGCUCCUCCACAGGCGCAUUAAAGUGGCACUAA
Molecule: messenger RNA, 758 nt
Organism: Stegastes partitus (bicolor damselfish)
Lineage: Eukaryota; Metazoa; Chordata; Actinopteri; Pomacentridae
Gene: sdhaf3
Product: succinate dehydrogenase complex assembly factor 3
Exons: 2
Coding region: 143-514 (123 amino acids)
Biological process (GO): succinate metabolic process; mitochondrial respiratory chain complex II assembly
Cellular component (GO): mitochondrial intermembrane space; mitochondrion
Source: RefSeq, a predicted model, not a curated record